AUGACGACGCGCCUUGAAGAGUUGUGGAGUGUUGGGAUUAGAAUUUUGAAUACCAUGCAAAUGCAAAUGUGUGGCGAGUGCAAGAAAUGGGACACACUGCUGGCUGGUAUCUCCAAAUAUGGUCGCAACAAAGUUGAGGCGUUCAUGUCGAUGUUCCAUAAUUGCCUUCGACUGACUCAUAAACUAUUGGUGUGGUUGCUAUGGAUGCAAAAGGACGCAUUUUCAAAAGGAUCAGGAAGCUUGAUAGAGCCGAUAAUACUGCAAGCAAAGUCUAAUGCUCAGCAAGUUUAUUUUCACACAACUGGAUAUGAAACCGGUCGAUACGCAAAUAACAUGCGAUGCAGCUGGAUCCUGAUGGGUAGCAACAGCAGGAAAAGGAUAAUGCUAACCGUUCAUGAUUCUGACAUUGACGAUGCCUUGUUCUCGAAAUGUGACGAUUACUGCUCCAUUCAUGAUGGCAACACAUUCAAAUCACCAGAAGUAGUGCGUUGGUGCGGCGAUAAGCAUCCGGAUGCGAUUAUCAGCACCACCGAUUCACUUUAUGUGUAUUUUCACAGUGACGAGGCAUUUCAAGGGAAAGGCAUCAAUAUGUCCUUCAUCGAAUUCGAUAUGCCAGGAUGUCCACCGAGCUGGAUUUCUAGUUCGAUAGGUUACUGUUAUGUAUUAAAGAGACCGAUUCGCGGUUUGACAUGGUUAGAAGCUCAGAAAGAAUGUAGUUUAGCACGUAGCAAUCUGCUUACAUUGACCUCCGCCAACGAGUAUUCGUUUGUUGCAGCAAUUUAUGCAAAAAGCAAAACAUUUCCAUGGAUUGGUUAUAUGGAUCACAGCGGUGAUGGCAAAUUUAUACCCGUGGAUUCAAACUCCGAACAAUGGCCAGAAGACUUGCCUAAACUCACAGGAAGUCCUCGGGGACAAGAGUGUGCCUAUAUAGACUGGCAUAAUAACAAGGAAGACAUCUUAGCCGUGGAUGACUGCAGAAAUCGUCAUGAAUAUAUAUGCACGCGUCGUCAAGAUGGCACCACGAUACCGCACUUUCCACAAGAAGAAAUCAUACGUAGUAGCUUCGCGAAGUCUCCCAUCAGUUAUACUAUAUGGAUGUUUAUAAUCCUACUUGUUCUGCUGAUGCUUACCCUACUCUGUUUAUGUUACCGGAAAUGCAGAAAGCAACAUGCAUUGUCACGUAUUGGCAGUUCUGAUGUAAACCAACGUCUGGUUACGGGAAUUGAUGUGCAGCACGCUGCUACAUCCACUGAAGUACCACAUACUGGAAGCUCCGAAAUCCAGAAAACUGGCAGUGUUGCUAUAAACAAUGAUAGUACUAACAACGAUGCAAGACUGAUUACAGCAACUAAAAAUGCUUGUAAUGUAAUACUAGAUGGAGAUUCAUCAAGACAUGCAAUAGAACAAAACAUCCCGAGCCAAAACUCGCAUUCGGUACGGCAGUUUAAUUUAGAACGAAUUGACCCAACAGUUCUGACGAUCGAACCACGUUUUAAUGCCCGUCAAGCGAGCGAAGAGCGCCUCUCGGUAUCUAGUCGAAGCAAACAAAACCUACCAUAUGGUGUACGGGAAAGUACAGUAGGUAGCACAACGAGGGAAGAAGCACUACUGAAAAUACGACGUGGUGAACUCUUUGAACGUCCACGCGUAUCUGUUCUGGAUCACACAUCCGCGAUUAGCCUUGACGAAUUCUGGAACAAAAAUGAAAUAUCAACAAUUAAUAGGAACUAA
Acanthocheilonema viteae is the source of this 1731-nucleotide messenger RNA. The record is from the annotation of a GenBank genome assembly. NCBI's taxonomy places the organism in Eukaryota, Metazoa, Nematoda, Chromadorea, Rhabditida, Onchocercidae.